GAAUAUUAUGAUACCAUACCUUCCACUAUUCGCUCUCAUCAAAGAAUUUUAAUGUCAUGUGAUUCAACUAACAGCUCUCAUCAAACCUCCACUCCAUCCACUCCAAGACAGUUUGUCAGGUUUAUUGACACUACAACAAUACCACCAAAUGCCAAAUCACAACAUAUUGCAGCUGAAAAGAUCAAUUCAGCUGCAAAAAGCCUAGCUGAAUAUCAACGAAUGAAGGAGAUCGUUACAGAUGACUCAAUGAAAGUUUUGUUAUCGUCUAAAAUAAUUGAAGAACAAAAAAAUAUAUCAAUACAAAAUGCACA
This is a messenger RNA of Funneliformis geosporum, 311 nucleotides long. The record is from the annotation of a GenBank genome assembly. Lineage: Eukaryota; Fungi; Glomeromycota; Glomeromycetes; Glomerales; Glomeraceae.